AUGGCGCAAAAAACCACACUGAAGGAGUUCGAGUCCAUCUUCCCAAAGCUGGAGGAGGUCCUCCUGGCACAUGCCCAGCACUACAACCUCCCGAAAGGGGAGCUUGCUUGGUACAAGGCGAGCUUGGAGACAAACACACUCGGCGGAAAAUGCAACCGCGGCAUGUCCGUUCCCGACUCGGUGUCCCUGCUGCUCGGCAAGGCACUUUCGGAGGAGGAAUACUUCCACGCCGCGACUCUAGGCUGGAUGACGGAGCUGCUGCAGGCCUUCUUCUUGGUCUCUGACGAUAUCAUGGACAGCAGCAUCACCAGGAGAGGCAAGCCAUGCUGGUAUCGCCAGGAGGGCGUGGGUAUGGUCGCCAUUAACGACGCCUUCAUGCUCGAGUCCGCCAUCUACACCCUGCUGAAGAAGUAUUUCCGCUCGCACCCCGCCUACGUUGACUUGCUCGAGCUCUUCCACGAAGUCACCUACCAGACCGAGAUCGGCCAGCUGACAGACCUCCUCACCGCCCCCGAGGACAAGGUCAACCUGGACAACUUCUCCAUGGACAAAUACCGCUUCAUCGUCAUCUACAAGACCGCAUACUACUCCUUCUACCUCCCUGUCGCACUCGCUCUUCACCAACUCAACAUUGGCACCCCGAAGAACCUGAAGCAGGCCGAGGAUAUCCUCAUUCCUAUGGGCGAAUACUUCCAGAUUCAGGACGAUUAUCUUGAUAACUUCGGCCUGCCGGAGCAUAUUGGCAAGAUUGGAACUGAUAUCAUGGACAACAAGUGCUCAUGGCUCGUCAACCAAGCUUUGGAGAUUGCGACUCCUGAGCAGAGAAAGAUCCUCGAGGAGAACUACGGUCACAAGGACAAGGCCAAGGAGGCUGUCAUCAAGAAGCUGUACGAUGACAUGAAAUUGGAGAAGCGCUACCAGGACUACGAGGAGAAAGUGGUAGGCGAGCUACGGGAGAAGAUCUCCAAGAUUGACGAGAGCGAAGGCUUGAAGAAGGAGGUUUUUGAGGCUUUCCUGGCCAAGAUCUACAAGCGCAGCAAAUAA
Messenger RNA from Phaeoacremonium minimum UCRPA7, 1044 nucleotides. Its product is annotated as putative farnesyl pyrophosphate synthetase protein. The coding region runs from base 1 to 1044 and encodes 347 amino acids. Lineage: Eukaryota; Fungi; Ascomycota; Sordariomycetes; Togniniales; Togniniaceae. The transcript has 2 exons. The record is from RefSeq and is a predicted model, not a curated record. Gene Ontology annotation, biological process: trans, trans-farnesyl diphosphate biosynthetic process. Gene Ontology annotation, molecular function: dimethylallyltranstransferase activity; (2E,6E)-farnesyl diphosphate synthase activity. Gene Ontology annotation, cellular component: cytoplasm.